Messenger RNA from Brassica rapa (field mustard), 3136 nucleotides. RefSeq names its product G-type lectin S-receptor-like serine/threonine-protein kinase SD2-5. Lineage: Eukaryota; Viridiplantae; Streptophyta; Magnoliopsida; Brassicales; Brassicaceae. Gene Ontology annotation, biological process: protein phosphorylation. Gene Ontology annotation, molecular function: ATP binding; protein serine/threonine kinase activity. The record is from RefSeq and is a predicted model, not a curated record.
AGUGGGACUUAAAUUUAUAUAGAGUUUAUUGAUUUUAAAAGUUGAGAGAUUUGUUAAAUUUGGAAAGAGAUGUAGAGAAUUUUGUAUAUUGUGAAAAUCUAUGAAAAUAAAGUAAUGUAAUGAUUCUAAGAAUUCAAGGUAAACAUGUAGUAUUCUCAAAAUCUUAAUUUGUGAGUUAAAAUGAUAAGAAUUCAAUUCUCAAUAACACUUACUUUAAUAGAUUUGUAGAAUCAUUAAAAUCUAAACUUUUUGAAUAAUAAAUGAUUUUGUAUAGAGUUAUAGAAUCAUCAAACCAAUAACAAUAGAUUUUAAUGAGAAUAAGAGAAUCUAUAAACCAAUAACACUAGACUUAGAAAUUCUAAGACUCAUUAUAAAUCUCACCCCCACUAACACCCCCUUAUUUUUGGUUUGAUUUUUCUAACGUGUGUCGAGGUUUUUUCCACAUAAACAAGCAAAAGAAGAAAAAACAAGAAAAGCAGGAAGCCAUGAGAAUGUUCUUCAGUGUCCUCUUAGCAUCUCUGUUGAUAUUCUUCCCUCAUCCUCUACACGCCGGUGUACCCUACACCGGCAGCAUCUCUCCAGGCUUCGAAGGAGCUCAGGUGAAUUACAUCAGCAACGGCGGUAUCUUCCUCGAAUCCAUCAACAAAGACUUUGGUUUCGGUUUCAUAACCACACCAGAUGACGUCACUCUCUUCACACUCAGCAUCAUCCACAAAUCCAGUUCGAGACUUAUCUGGUCGGCGAACAGAGCUUCCCCUGUCUCGAACUACGACAAGCUCCAGUUCCAAGCCAACGGAGCCAUCGUCCUCCGCAGAGAAGAAGGAGGAGGAUCCGAGGUUUGGAGAUUGGACAAUGCAAACAAAAACGCUUCGAGAAUGGAGCUUCGCGACUCGGGGAACCUCGUGGUUGUCUCCGGCGACGACGGAGCUUCGAUCUGGGAGAGCUUCGAUCAUCCUACAGAUACUCUGAUUACGAAUCAAGUAUUUAAACAAGGCAUGAAGCUCACUAGCAAUGCUUCUUAUUCGAGCAACAUGACUUAUUCUCUCGAGAUCAAGUCAGGAGAUAUGUUUUUAUCUGUCAACAGCUUGACACCUCAAGUGUACUGGUCCAUGGGAAAUGAUAGGGGGAGGAUCGUUGACAAAGACGGUGGUGUAGUGACUUCAUCGUCUUUACUCAGAAACUCGUGGAUGUUCUUUGAUGAUAAACAGUCUUUGUUAUGGCAGUUUUUGAUUUCACACAAUAGAGAUGAUAAUUCCACUUGGAUCGCUGUUUUGGGAAACAACGGUGUGAUCUCCUUUACAAUUCUUGGGAGUGGUGAGUUUGCGGCUGAUUCUCUCACUAAAAUCCCGACCGAUAAGUGUGCAACGCCCGAGCCUUGUAGCCCUUACUACCUCUGCUCUGUUCGUAAAGUGUGUCAAUGUGUGUCCGGAUUGUCAAGCGCUCAGUCUGAUUGCAAAACCGGGAUCACUUCUCCUUGUAAGAAAACAAACAACAAUGCAACAUUGUCUGUGAAACUUGUAAAUGCUGGAGAUAGUGUUGACUACUUCGCACUAGGGUUUGCUUCUCCUUUCACCAACAACACUAAUCUUGAUAGCUGUAAAGAGUUUUGCAACAGCAACUGCUCGUGCCUCGGUCUUUUCUUCCAGAACAGUUCUGGUAACUGCUUCUUGUUUGAUUGGAUUGGUAGCUUUAAAAGCAUAGCAAGUGGAGGUUCUGGUUUCAUCUCUUACAUCAAGGUGGCUACUAAUGAUUCGGGAGUUGAAAAUAAAAGAGAUGACGAUGGGAAACACUUUCCAUAUAUAGUCAUUAUUAUCGUCUUUGUGGCAAUCUUUAUCAUCUGUCUUUUGAUCUUCGCGUUUUGUCGGAUUCAUAGGAGAACGAAAGCACGUUUGCUUGCUUCUCAAGAGACGACUCAUAGUUUCGUGAACAUUCUACCUGGUACGUCUAUCCAAUUUUCUUACAAAGAUCUUCAGUCAGCGACGAAUAACUUCUCUGUCAAGUUAGGUCAAGGAGGGUUUGGUUCAGUUUUCAAAGGAACGUUACCUGAUGGUUCUCACAUAGCCGUGAAGCAGCUCGAAGGAAUAGGUCAAGGCAAGAAAGAAUUCAAAGCCGAGGUUAGUACGAUCGGUAGCAUUCAUCAUCAAAACUUGGUGCAUCUCACAGGAUUCUGCGAGGAAGGGGCUCACAGGCUUCUCGUUUACGAGUACUUAGCGAAAGGUUCGUUAGAGAGAUGGAUAUUUAAGAGAAGGGACGGAGAUAUUCUGUUGGAUUGGGACACAAGAUUCAACAUCGCGGUCGGAACAGCGAAAGGUUUAGCUUAUUUACACGAAGAUUGUGACGCAAGAAUUAUCCAUUGUGAUAUUAAACCACAGAAUAUCCUCUUAGACGAUGACUUCAACGCCAAGGUAUCUGACUUUGGACUCGCUAAGCUCAUGACACGGGAACAGAGCCAUGUCUUCACAACUUUGCGUGGGACGAGAGGUUAUAUGGCUCCUGAAUGGAUAACAACCUACGCCAUCUCGGAGAAGAGCGAUGUUUACAGCUACGGAAUGGUUCUUGUAGAGUUAAUAAGAAGACGAAAGAACAAAGAGUCUUUACUAGCGAGUGCUAGUUUUCCUGCUUAUGCUUUUAAGAGGAUGCGGGAAGGAUUGCUUAUAGAGAAUGUUGAUUGGGAUAUGGAGGAGGGGGAGGGUGUUGAUGUGAUGAACGAUGAGAGAGUUCAAAGGGCGAUGAAAACUGCGUUUUGGUGUAUACAAGAAGAUAUGCAUUUGAGACCGUCCAUGAGCAAAGUUGUUCAGAUGCUUGAAGGUGUUUUCCCUGUGCUUCAGCCUCCGUAUUACACGAGGUUGGAGUUGAGGUCGAUCAACGAAGAAGGCGGUGGUGGAAUUUCAUCAUCAAUAUCUCAUAGCCAGCUCUCCGGUCCGAGAUAAGAAACUUAUAAUUGGGUAUUUUUCGGUUGGUAUAUUGUUGUUUUGUUGUAAUAGUGUUUUUCUUAUUUUUAAAAGAAAAGAAGUGUUUCUCUUAGUUUUUGAGGUUCUUCUAUCUGUUGACUUGUUGGUGAACCGAUAAGUUUGGAAAUGUAAAAGUUAUAUUAUAUCUAGAAUGGAACAUGUGAGCUCUGGAUGUUCUGUUUAUA